AUGGCUCCUGGAAAUGCUUCCUUUGUGACUGAAUUCAUUCUGAUGGGGCUAAUAGACUUACCAUAUCUCCAGCUCCCCCUGUUCUGCCUGUUUCUAGUCAUGUAUGUGAUCACCGUGUUGGGAAUUUUGGGCUUGAUAAUGCUAAUCCUGCUGAAUGCACACCUGCACAUCCCCAUGUACUUUUUCCUCUUCAUUUUGUCCUUCAUAGACCUCUGCUAUUCUUCUAUAUUUACACCAAAAAUGCUGAUUAACUUCUCAUCAAAGGAGAAUAUUAUUUCCUACAGGGGAUGCAAGACUCAGCUUUACUUUUUCUGCUUUUUUGCUAUUUCUGAAUGUUAUGUCCUGACAUCAAUGGCCUAUGAUCGCUAUGUGGCCAUCUGUAACCCACUCUCAUAUAAUGUUGCCAUGUCACCUAAAGUGUGCUCCAUCCUUAUGCUUGGUUCAUACUUGGUGUCAUUUUCGGGUGCCAUGGCUCACACAGGAUGCAUGCUGAAACUGACCUUCUGUGAUGCAAACACCAUCAACCAUUAUUUGUGUGACAUUCUCCCUCUGCUCCAGCACUCCUGCACCAGCACCUAUGUGAACGAGCUAGUGGUUUUCACUGUGGUGGGCAUCAAUGUGAUUGUACCCAGUGUCACCAUCUUUGUCUCUAAUGGUUUCAUCCUGUCCAGCAUCCUGUGCAUCAGCUCCACUGAGGGCAAGUCGAAAGCCUUCAGCACAUGCAGCUCCCACAUAAUUGCUGUUUCUCUCUUCUUUGCAUAUGCUGCAUUUAUUUAUCUUAAACCAUCAUCUGCUGUGUCUAUGGAUGAGGGAAAAAUCUCCUCUGUCUUUUAUAUGAAUGCAGUUCCCAUGAUGAACCCUUUCAUUUACAGCUUGAGAAACAGAGACAUUAAGCUUGCUGUGAGAAAAACUCUGAGUAGGACACCAUUUUGA
This is a messenger RNA of Lontra canadensis (Northern American river otter), 933 nucleotides long. RefSeq names its product olfactory receptor 145-like. Gene Ontology annotation, molecular function: olfactory receptor activity; odorant binding; G protein-coupled receptor activity. Gene Ontology annotation, cellular component: membrane. The transcript has a single exon. The coding region runs from base 1 to 933 and encodes 310 amino acids. The record is from RefSeq and is a predicted model, not a curated record. Gene Ontology annotation, biological process: G protein-coupled receptor signaling pathway; sensory perception of smell. NCBI's taxonomy places the organism in Eukaryota, Metazoa, Chordata, Mammalia, Carnivora, Mustelidae.